Brassica oleracea var. oleracea is the source of this 1921-nucleotide messenger RNA. Its product is annotated as protein TRANSPARENT TESTA 12. Gene Ontology annotation, cellular component: membrane. The coding region runs from base 99 to 1616 and encodes 505 amino acids. The transcript is spliced from 7 exons. Gene Ontology annotation, molecular function: antiporter activity; xenobiotic transmembrane transporter activity. The record is from RefSeq and is a predicted model, not a curated record. Lineage: Eukaryota; Viridiplantae; Streptophyta; Magnoliopsida; Brassicales; Brassicaceae. Gene Ontology annotation, biological process: xenobiotic detoxification by transmembrane export across the plasma membrane.
GAACGAUACACACUCGACAAAGAGAGAAAGAGAGUGAAGAGUCGUCAAGAAACAUUCAUAUUCUCUUCCUUUUAGUAAAUAAAAUAUAAUUUCCAGGAAUGGGUUCGGAAGCUGCCGUCACCGCCGUGGACAACCUCCAGCAACCAUUACUUGAGCCAACGAAGUCGGAAGUUGACUUCAGGAUGGAGAGUGUGUUAACAGACACUCAUUUGCCUUAUCUCCGGCGGCUAUAUUUCGCGGCGUUGAUCGAGCUGAAAUUUCUCUUCAACCUGGCGGCUCCAGCGAUCUUUGUCUACGUCAUUAAUAAUGGCAUGUCUAUGCUCACUCGUAUCUUCGCCGGUCGUAUUGGAAGUAUGCAACUCGCCGCCGCUUCUCUAGGAAACAGCGGUUUCAAUAUGUUCACAUUUGGUCUCAUGCUUGGAAUGGGAAGUGCAGUGGAAACAUUAUGUGGACAAGCGCACGGAGCUCACAGAUACGAGAUGCUCGGAGUCUACCUACAAAGAUCAACGGUGGUUCUAUUCCUCACCGGACUUCCGAUGACACUACUCUUUAUCUUCUCCAAACCUCUCCUCACUUCACUCGGCGAGCCAGCUGAUGUGGCAUCAAUGGCUUCCAUAUUCGUCUACGGUAUGAUCCCAAUGAUCUUCGCUUACGCCGUCAACUUCCCCAUACAAAAGUUCCUCCAGUCACAAAGCAUCGUCACGCCAAGCGCUUACAUCUCAGCCGCCACGCUCGUCAUCCACAUAUUCCUAUCUUGGCUGGCCGUUUUCAAGCUCGGGUGGGGCUUACUUGGCCUCUCAGUGAUUCACAGUCUCUCGUGGUGGAUCAUUGUUCUUGCUCAAGUUUUGUAUAUUAAGGUGAGUCCAAGAUGUCGCCGGACUUGGACCGGGUUUAGCUGGAAAGCUUUUGAUGGUCUUUGGGACUUUUUCCGGUUAUCGGCGGCUUCUGCCGUCAUGCUCUGCCUUGAGUCUUGGUACGCUCAGAUUCUUGUUCUACUCGCUGGACUUCUCAAGAACCCUGAACUCGCCUUGGAUUCUCUAGCUAUCUGCAUGUCAAUUUCUGCUAUCUCUUUCAUGGUCUCCGUUGGAUUCAACGCAGCUGCAAGCGUGAGAGUUAGUAAUGAAUUAGGAGCUGGAAAUCCAAGAUCAGCAGCAUUUUCAACCGCAGUAACUACAGGAGUGUCGUUUUUACUAUCACUGUUUGAAGCCGUACUGAUCCUCUCGUGGCGCAAUGUCAUCAGCUACCUUUUUACAGACAGCCCAGCUGUUGCUGAAGCUGUAGCCGAGCUCACUCCUUACUUGGCUAUUACCAUAGUUCUCAAUGGAGUUCAACCUGUUUUAUCUGGCGUUGCCGUUGGAUGUGGAUGGCAAGCAUUUGUGGCGUACGUUAACAUAGGAUGUUAUUACAUUGUGGGGAUCCCUAUUGGUUAUGUUCUUGGUUUCACCUAUGACAUGGGAGCUAAGGGAAUAUGGACAGGAAUGAUUGCGGGUACGCUCAUGCAAACUAUCAUCUUACUCAUUGUCACUUUCCGAACUGAUUGGGAUAAAGAGGUGGAGAAGGCUUCAAGACGAUUGGACCAGUGGGAAGAUACACAAGCGCCGCUUCUUAAGCAGUAAACAAAAAUGAUAUUUUUAAAAAGAAAAAUUAUAUUGGGGGAGAUUUAGAGGUCAAUUAAAUACAUUUUUUUCUUCUGGUCUUCUCCAAAUUGAUUUAAAAGGGAUUAAAACCUCAUUAGUUAAUCAAGAGAUCUGUUGAUUAAUGAAUUGGAAAACCAAUAGUUUUCUGAGGGGUUAGAGUGAAGAGAAGGGAGUCAAUGUAUAUUUUUUUGUGAGAUGAGUUUUUUUUUUGUCAAGUAAGAUGAGUUAAUAUUGAGAAGUGAGAAUGAAAUGUUGAAAUAAAAGAUGAUGUCUUGCGUGUAAAA